AUUCUUGUCAAAUCAAAUUGAACAAAAACAGUUGUUUUACAGCUGAACUUAUGAUCUGAUUUCAUCAUCAGUUUUUGUUUCGAGUUUUUUUCUUUCUAUUUCUAAUUUUUUCUCGUCAAUUUCAUUAAUUACAGUAUGAAAUUAAGAAAACGUGAUAAAAAUCCUAGUGCUUCUUCUGCUCCACCCGCUCCAUCCGCUACAUCAUCAACAUCUUCCUCAUCAUCCAUUGCUAGCAGUACAGCCAAACGAGCGGGAAAAAGUACCAGAGGUCGAUCAAAAGCAGCCAGAAAAAUUCUUAAGGAGAAACAUGCCCCCAAUGAAGAUGAUAAUGGUAAAUCAGUUGAUAUUGACAUCAUGGCCGAUAUAUUUCAAAAAUGUCAGCAUCUUCGCUUUCAUGAGGAAUGCAUAAGUAAAUUCCGGGUAAUUUACCAUGAAAUCAGCCAUAAAGAUUUCUGUUCCAAGCUCAGCCAUUUUAUCAGGAUUUUCCUUCGUAAUGAUCCAAAAAGUCCUUUCACUAAACAUUGUAUUCAGUUUAUUCCUAAGUUGAUCAACACAUUGGACAAUGAGAAAAAAGGAGUUGAUCUAAAAGUCGAUGAAACUGUUGACGAAUUAGGUGAAUCUAUGUUUGGUGAAGAAAUUUUCACAGAAGCAUCAAGUGGAAAGGAUUGUGUAAUUGAUUAUAUUCUAUCUGAGCUCCUGAUCAAAGAGCUUGCCUCUGUCAACACCGCUGUCCGUCAAAACUCAUGUAGCCUUAUUUUAAGGCUUCUUCAUGGAGUUAAUGACAUCCGUCGAGAUAUUUAUAAUUCACUUCAACUUGCAUUGUUGGAUCGCUUGGCUGACAGAAAUUUUCUUGUUCGCGCUCUUGCGGCCUAUACAUUGAGAAGGUUUCAAGAUACAAGCAGGCCUGAUGAUCCAGUUUUGACAGCCUAUCGUUUCCAUCUUACUAAAGACCCUGCUUUCCAAGUUAGAUUAGCAGUUCUCAUGUCCAUUGAAGCAUCUUCUGAAACUUUACAUUUCAUCAUUAAAAAAGUUCGAGAUGUUAAAGCAGUCAUUAGAAAGCAAGCAUACAUUAAACUUGCUGAACAUGUACCUUUGAAGAUGCUUUCAGUUGCACAGAGAAAUUUAGUACUCAAGGAAGGACUCAACGAUAGACAUCCUAAUGUGCGAAAAACUGUUGAAGAAAGGCUGCUUGCAGCAUGGCUCAAGCAUUGUGACGAUGAUGUUAUUCGACUUUUGGUUGAAAUCGAUGUGCUAGCAGAUUUGAAAAUUUCAAAGAAAAUCCUCUACAUAUAUGCAAAUCAGUUGAUGGAAACAGCUUGUGAUCAAUUUGGAACGAAAUUUCACUCUCUGGUUCAUCAUUUUCGACAAUCCUAUCUUGAUCAUGACAAAUUGUUGAUAGAAGAACAUUUGACUCCAGAAAAGGUCUUGAUCUGGCAAUGCCUAAAUACCUUUAUUAAAUCUAAUGAAGAUAAAUUUAUCAAAUUGGCGGAUAAAAGAUUUGUUACGACAUCAGGCAACCCAGCGGCAAAUACAUCAUUACCUAACAAUGAGAAGUUUACGGAAGCCGAGACUUUAGCCGAAGAAUGGGCAAACCAAGCAAUGGGAGAAAGCUCGAAUCAACUUAAAGAUGACUCUCAAAUUGCUGAUUACUUGUUACCUGAAUUACCUCAUAUGUGUCAAUAUUUAAGAAAAUUCGUUGAAACUGUCGAUUCUUUACCUGAAUCUACAUCUUCUGAAGAAAUCGAUGGUAAAGAGUUCGUGUACAAACAAUUGGUUUCCAUUCUUCUUUUGUUCGACGUUUGCGAUGAAGCUCAGCAAAACUAUCUAUUAGAAAUGAUUCACACCAUUAUCUUUUCACCUAAUCUUCAUAUUGUAUUCGAAGAUAGCAUUUCACCAAUCAUGAAGUUUAUCGCAAGGCGAAUUUUCAAAGAUUCAACCCACCUGCUCGAGUUUACUGCUGAAUGUACUAGUAAAGUUUACAAUUUAGCCGCAGAAGUCAGUGUCGAGGAUGCUAUACCCAAAUCGAAAACUCCUGAGCCAAGUAAUGAUACCGAAAGCAAUUAUGAUGUUGAUUAUGCACGAUUGACCAUGGAAAUAGAAGAGAUUAGAGAUAAAAUAGAGAAAGCAGAGACAGAAGUGGAGAAAGAUCAUGUGGAAACUCAAAAGAUCAAGAUGAAAUUGAUUGAAUUACAAUCAGAACGUGAGAGGUUACAAGCUAGGCGUGCUCAUCGAAUAAGUCCCAUGUCACAACAGAUCCCUCCAAGUCAAGUUCCCCUGUCACAACCUUUCAAUUUGAAUGAUCACCCUGAAACUCUACUCAAAUGUUUACAAAUUUUUGUUGGAGCCCUUGAACAUGGCAAAUUUGACUCAGCUCACACUCUUAUUUUCCAUCAUAUUGACUCAAUUGUAAUACCCGGUGUUAUUGAAAAAGAAGAACGAAUUCGUGCUCUUGCUGUCAAAGCUUUAGGACUUUCAUGCAUUCUCAGUGAUUCAUUAUUUAAGCAACACUGUAAUCUUUUAAUGCAGAUUCUCAGCAUUGAUUCUGAAACUAUUCGAAUCAUUGCCUUACAAAGCUUUUUGGAUUGUCUUUGCAAACAUGGAAUAGAACCUUUAAUUAAAAAGCCAGAAACAUCACCAAAUGUGCGAAGGUCCUCAGCAAGACUAAUCGAAGAUGACAUUGCAAAUCUUAAUAUUGAAGGAGCGGGUGCUGAUCUGGAAAGUAUUGGUGAAGCAGAAACUCAAGCUGAUUUGCAACAAUCAAUGAUGGAAGAUAAUGACGAAGAUGCUGAGGAAUUAGAAUCAGAAGCUGAUAUGACUAUCAACAGUCAGAAACGUGUUCGUCCCUUUGAAACUUUAAACAAAAACUCUGAACAAGAUAUAAUAAAUUCCCUUGUUGAAAUUUUCACCGAAAGACUUUUCAACUGUGGAAUUGAUCGGAUUGAAGAGUCAGCAAUUGAAGGUUUUGCUAAACUGAUGAUUCUUGGAGUUAUCUAUUCGCCAUCACUACUCUCUCGAUUCAUUAUAACUUGGUAUCUUCCUGAAACAAAACCCAACAUUUUGCAGUUUCUCGGUGUUUUUAUUCCAAUUUACGUUGGCUCUGAGAGUAAAUAUGUUCGAGAAGAUGAUCAUAUUAUUGUUACUGGGCAAACUUGUCUAGUUGACUGCUUCAUUGAUACAUUGGAAAUACUUUACGAAGCUAAAAAUGCUAUUCAUAAAGAACCAGAAGAGCUCCGACUGUUCCAUUUCUUACCGAAUCUCGAUGAUAGCACUCAAUAUCGUCAAAUUGACUUGAAAAAUGUUACGAGUUUCAUGUUGAAUUUGGUUAAACCUAAUCAACAUAAAAAUCUUCUAAGUAACUUGCUUUAUAAAAUGUUUUCCAUUGUCACGAGUGAAGAUCAAAUAUAUAAAUUUUAUGAAGACUUUUUAGUUGAAUAUCUUCUCAAAGCUGCCUUACGUUUAUCAUUGGAUGAUAUCGAUGAUAAUGUUUUUGGUGAACUCCGUCCAGUUAUGAUGAAAAUUAUUACAAGAAUGAAAGCUCGUGUCGAGGAUAUGCGAGCAAGCCGUCGCAAAAAGAUUGAAAAAUUUAUUCGAUCUUUUCUUGUGUUUUACAAAUCAUUGGGUCGAGGUGAACUUAAUGCAUCAAUGUCUAGGCCCUCAAGUCAGAUGGAUGAUGAAGCAGAAGCUGCUGACUAUGAUGAACUCGAUCAGAUGGAAGGAGAUUUGGAUUUAGACCCAUUAGGAUCAAUGCCUGGAUCAAAAGAUGACUCAAAAGAAAACAAUGAUGAAGCCGGAUCAGAUGGAGAGAAAGACGAAGAAAUUGCAGCAGAAGAUGACUGUAAUGACGAUGUUGACUCGUUGUCAGAUGUCUCAGAGACUUUAAGAUGGUCAGAUAUUGAUGAGCCUGAAUCUUAGUUGUUGAUGCUAAAAAAUAUGUAAAUCUAAAAAUCAGCGACUUUUUCAUUUCAAUGGUUUAUUUGUCAAAAUUAUAUGUAUCAGUCCUGCCACAAUGUUGGGCAGUGCUAAGUUAUCUUACUUAACUUCCAGUCACAAAAUCAUCAUUUUUGUUUAUUAGCCAUCAGUUUUUCUUGUAAACUUUAUCAUUCAAUUAUAUAUUUUUUCAAUCUUAUUAUGCUUUUGCAAA
Tetranychus urticae (two-spotted spider mite) is the source of this 4141-nucleotide messenger RNA. It is a transcript of the gene Cap-G, whose product is annotated as Chromosome associated protein G. Gene Ontology annotation, biological process: mitotic chromosome condensation. Gene Ontology annotation, cellular component: condensed chromosome; condensin complex; cytoplasm. The record is from RefSeq and is a predicted model, not a curated record. NCBI's taxonomy places the organism in Eukaryota, Metazoa, Arthropoda, Arachnida, Trombidiformes, Tetranychidae.